Prunus dulcis (almond) is the source of this 2839-nucleotide messenger RNA. RefSeq lists its product as uncharacterized. NCBI's taxonomy places the organism in Eukaryota, Viridiplantae, Streptophyta, Magnoliopsida, Rosales, Rosaceae. The record is from RefSeq and is a predicted model, not a curated record. The coding region runs from base 166 to 2667 and encodes 833 amino acids. Gene Ontology annotation, molecular function: protein binding. The transcript has 2 exons.
AAGCUGAGCCAAUUGAUUGAGACAGAGUCAUAUUUCGUCUUCAUCUACUUUUGCAAAACAGUCAUUUUUGAUUGAGAGAGAGAGAGAGAGAGAGAGAGAGAGAGAGAGACACACACACACACACAUCUAGUUUCAUAUCCAAGCUGCUGCUCUGAAUCCAGCAACAUGGUUCAGCCUAAUAACUCAGCAGAAGGUGAAGGAAGCAUUCAUUUGCAGAUUGAUGAGCUCCACAGGCUCAAUGAAGCCAGAAGUGCAGACAACACAAUCUUUGAACCUCAGAGCGGUAUUGAGAAAAGAGAGAGUAGCACUGCAACUUCUAUGGGUCCAACAACACCAGCAGUUCCUGCACCAGAAAAGAAGCUAACCCUUUUCGCUCUCCGGCUAGCUGUGCUCGAAAAAGCAGCAACCGGCCUUGGAACUCUGGGUUUCAUCUGGGCAACAGUUGUCCUUCUAGGCGGUUUUGCCAUCACCUUAGACCAAACAGACUUCUGGUUCAUCACAAUCAUUUUGUUGAUUGAGGGAACUAGGAUAUUCAGCAGAAGCCAUGAACUUGAAUGGCAACACCAAGCCACUUGGUCUAUUGCUGAUGCCGGGAUCAACAGUUUUCGCGCAUUGAAAAUCAGCUCAAGCUUCAUAAUUGAGAACAUAAAAGCAAUUUUCAAGCCUGUUCUUGCAGUUAGGAAGCAAAGUCAACGCAGCAGAGACUUUGCAAGGACUAUUGAUUCAAUCACUACCAGAAAUUCUGAUCUUCAAGGGAAGAUAGUUCGGACUUGGACGAGCUCAGAAGUCCCUCUGCUACCAUAUGCUCAAUGGAUUUUUCGAGCGAGGCAUAUCAGUAAGAUGCUCUAUUGGCUCCAGCUUCUCUCAGCAUCAGCUUGUGUUGCUCUCUCAUUAAUGAAGCUCAUCAAGCGCAACUAUGGUGAGAUAGAAAAAGGAGACACUGACAAGAGAAAUAGGGAGUCUGCUCUGAACAUUUUCUAUUCAUUGGCCUUGGCAGAAGCUCUGUUGUUUCUGAUGGAGAAAGCUUAUAGUGAGUUUAUGAUAAGCUAUUGUAAUCUGCUGGAUGUGGUAAACAAGGAGUGUGAUUUGGGGCCUUCAGGCUUAGUUUCAAUUAAAAGGUUCUUCUAUGAUGCCUAUUCAAGAUGUGUCAAUGGAAGCAUUUUUGAUGGCUUGAAGAUGGAUAUGGUUACUUUUGCCAUGGACUUAUUGGCUUCAAAUUCCUCAGAUGAGCAGCUUAUUGGAGCUAAAAUUCUUCGCCAAUUUGCAAUGAACCAACGGUAUUCAGAUGAUACCUUACAGAAGAUUGGUAUAAAUAUAUCAGUGAUAGAAAGAUUGGUUGAGAUACUGAAUUGGACAGAUCAAGAAGAAGAGGAAAUCCGACAAUCAGCUGCAGAAAUAUUGUCUAAACUGGCUGGCAAAAAGCAGAACUCCAUCCGGAUAGCUGGAGUUCCAGGUGCAAUGGAAUCAAUUUCAUCUCUGCUCCAAACCUGCAGAAGCUCAAGUGGUGCAUCUGAUGAAAUCAGUGAAAAGAGAAUCAUUUCUGACCAUGCACACUAUGGAUUCUUGACAUUCAAUCAUUUAGGAUUGCUUAUUCUGAAGAAACUUGCCCGUGACCACGACAACUGUGGAAAGAUUGGAAACACAAGGGGCCUCCUACCAAAAAUCAUCGAUUUUACACAUGCUGAAGAGAGAUUUCUGAAGGAAGAACAUGGUACUCCAGAUGAUCAUAUAAUGACACUGAAACGCUCCCUGCAAUUGGUGAAGAGGCUUGCAAGCACAACAGGCAAUACAGGAAAGAAUCUAAGGAGAAAUCUUUCAGAGAUAGUUUUCACAAUCAGCAAUAUCAGAGAUAUUCUGAGAUAUGGGGAGAAACAGCCAAUGCUACAACAAUUGGGCAUUGAAAUCUUAACCGGUCUGGCACUGGAAGAGGAUGCAACUGAGAGAGUAGGUGGAACAGGUGGAGUUCUUAAGGAGUUGUUCAACAUUUUCCUUAACAAGGGAAUGCUGGAGAAUGAUAAACAAGUAAUAACUAAAGCUGGAGAAGCUCUAGCUAUGCUGGCAUUAGAGAGCAAGAAUAAUUGUCAGCGUAUCUUAAAACUGGGGGUACUGGAAAGCCUUGUCCAAGCUCUAGAGGUUCGAUUGGCUCGUGUGAAUGCUGCUAGAAUCCUAAGGAAUUUGUGCACUUACAGUGGCUCAAACUGUUUCCACCAGCUAAAAGGGAUAACGAAUGCAACGCCUAUAGUGCUCAAGGCAAUCAUGUCAGAAGAACACAAACUCCAGGAAGUAAUGGUUGGACUAGCUGCACAUGUUUUAGCAUUCUUGUCUCCAGAAGAAUCAAGCCUUAUGUUUAAGAAAGCUGAAAUUACUGAAGCAGAGGUAGCUAAUGAGUUAGUCCAGAUUCUGAAGAAGCACAGGCAUCCACCAAUUAAAGUUCCAAGAAUAAGGAGGUUUGCCAUAGAGCUGGCAAUUUGGAUGAUGGAAGACAAACCAACAAAUGUUCAAAUUUUCAAGGAUUUCGGGAUGGAGAAGGAGCUGGAGUUUGUGCUAGAGACCACUGCAGAGCUUGAAAGCUUCAACAUUUUCUCUGGUACUGUAGGAAUGAGCAGACACAGCACAACAAUCCACUCACUGGUAGAGACUGCAUUGAGGCUGCUAGCUGAUGGGUAAAAACCAUGCAAUAUGGUUGAUUUAGCCCAAGUCAGUACUGCAACAAUUCAUUUCAUAGGUGGAGAUUAAAAAUCCUGUAAAAGUCCACAUAAAAUUAAAUUUUAAAUUUUUUUUUUUUUUGGGAGAAAGGCUCUUGUACUUUUAAGUUAAUAUUACAAAUGUGAUUAUAUUA